AUGGCGCAGUGUGACUUCAGGAAGGGAAGAGUGCCCGCCGGCUCCAGAAGGGGCUGUGGCUCCUCCACUGCCCUUUCCCCGCUGCCCUCAGCCCCGCCUUCCCUUGCUGGUGCCCCUGCCAGCCCUUACCGCCCCUGGGGUCCCCCUGCCUCCUCUCCCUACUGCUUCCCAUCACCCAUCCUGGAGGCAGAGAUGUGGUCCUGGUCUCGGGUCCCCACCGGCUCCCACCUGCGGGCCUCAGGCCGGGUGCCCCCUUGCUUUCAGGGGAGGAGUCAGCAGGGCGUGAAGAGGAGGGAAGGCUGGCCUCUGACCUGGACUUUGAAGGACAGUAGGAUUUGCCAUGAGGGCAGAGGCCCACUUGCAAGUCUAAGGAGGGGCUUUGCCACGGGCAGUGGAGGCUGGGCGCUGUGCAGCGGGUGGCCAGGAUGUGACAUCGGGGUAGUUUCAAGGUGUCAGCCAACAGCUUGGGAGAGAGGCAACGUGGCCAGAGCAGCGAGUUCGAGCGGCCCAGGCCUGGAUGGGACAAGGCCAGGGGAAAGCGGGCGGUCGAGGACAUGCUGGGUUUCCCAGCCCUGGCACAGUCACCCACAGACCAAACAGGCCUGCCAUGCUGGCUCAUCCGGAACGUGGCCUCAGGCCCUUGCAGAAACCCCAUGUGGCGUGAGGCCUGCCCGGAGACCGGCCGCCCCUUACCCGCCUGGGCCACAGACUUUUCGGCUCGCCCAUCUCACGGACAAGCAGACGUUAGAGAGGAUUGAGCCGUGGCCACCAUCCAUGGGCAGACUAGCUGACUUUUUAGAGCUUGUUUCUUUUGAACAUCGGAGGAUCCCUGCUUUGCCCGGCGUUCUGGGUGAGAUCAGCCGGGAGCUGGAGUUGGAGGUGCCGACAGACUCUGCUACGUGCCCUCUGAACGGCUUCGGCCAUAAGAGCGAAGGUCACACACUUACCUCAUAGCGGCGGAGAUAAUUCAUAGACCGAGGACUGAGCAGGGGAAUCCAACUUUCCGUUGGUCUUUUGGGAGCGCGCACUGUCCAGUGAGAGGUUCGACGCCUCUCACCUCCAGGGAUGUCGGCGUGUGGCGUUUCUUAAGGCCGGAGAACUUACAAACUCACAGCUGGCCGGUGCCUUGUCCUUCCUCUGGGUUCACCCUUACUGAGCACUUAGCAACUUAGGGAAGGCGGGUCACGAGAGGGGACGGGUCGUAAGUCUCUGACUGUCCACCUGUGUGUUUAGAAGCGUUUUGCCCCUUCUCUCCGGAGUGAUCCCGGGGGGU
Messenger RNA from Neofelis nebulosa (Clouded leopard), 1273 nucleotides. RefSeq lists its product as uncharacterized. NCBI's taxonomy places the organism in Eukaryota, Metazoa, Chordata, Mammalia, Carnivora, Felidae. The transcript is spliced from 7 exons. Bases 1 to 954 code for a protein of 317 amino acids. The record is from RefSeq and is a predicted model, not a curated record.